Messenger RNA from Mizuhopecten yessoensis (Yesso scallop), 2999 nucleotides. RefSeq lists its product as uncharacterized. Gene Ontology annotation, molecular function: hydrolase activity, hydrolyzing O-glycosyl compounds. The transcript has 16 exons. The coding region runs from base 1 to 2826 and encodes 941 amino acids. The record is from RefSeq and is a predicted model, not a curated record. Gene Ontology annotation, biological process: carbohydrate metabolic process. Lineage: Eukaryota; Metazoa; Mollusca; Bivalvia; Pectinida; Pectinidae.
AUGUUUAACAAAGAUCGUCUUGAGUCUGGCGAAGGAACCUCCAGCUUUGCUGAGUCUGGCGAAGGAACCUCUGGCUUUGCUGAGGCUGGCUUGUAUGUCCCUUUGUGCCGCAUUGACCUUGCUAAUGACACUUCCAAUGUAGCUAAACUCAAUAGGCCUGAUCGAGAGGGGCAUCGUCCAGAUCGGCUUGAGUCUGGCGAAGGAACCUCCAGCUUUGCUGAGUCUGGCGAAGGAACCUCUGGCUUUGCUGAGUCUGGCUUUGAUAGAGAUUUCAUCCGUACUGUUGGCGCCCAGGACUUUGGUCUUGGAUGUACUGAUGGUAAGGCCCACCUUACUGGCAAAGUUGCUCAACCUAUCGGUUUUCUGCUGAGGGUGAGUUGGCGUGGUGGACAGCACAUCAAGGUCACCAGCGAUGUCUUCAAGCUAGGAGAAUGGGUCCACUGGAUGCCUCUGGGCCUGUCGCAGGUGUUCUUCAUCACCCAGUCGAUGGUGACCAGGAAGAGGAUCGGGGAGAUGAUACAUCCCUGCCGCACGCCAGACCUCAACGGAAACCAUUCUGACAGCUGUCCAUCAACUAUGACACUCUCCAUUCAAACUUUUAGUAGAAAAGUCGUGUCAAAAAGCAUAGAAGAAAACUUCAACGUGUUGCAUAUACGCAAUCCAAGCAUGUUCGCAGGUGUGAUGCUACUUGCUGCAUGCGUGACGUCAAGCGUUGCCUAUUCUGUGCCGGUGGUUCAGAAGGCGGUAUGGGGGAAGGUUCCCAAACAGACAAUGCAGGGUGAAUGUACCUUUAUCAUAGGAGAGUUCCAGAGACAAGGCGAUUGGCAUGUCAACAUCACACUGUCCAAGGCCACCCAGUCCAUAACUAUGUAUAUCAUGAAUGUAACGUCGCAGCACAAAAAAGGAAAAUGGUAUUACGGAGAAAAUCGGUAUGAACAUGGACCUCAGACACUCAGCAUGCAGUUCCAAAUUAUGUUCAAGUCCAGACGCCCACCUCAGGGAAUGUGUAUUACAAAUCUCCCUAGUCCAACGACAGCUCCAACAUCUAUGGAGACGUCAACAGCACAUCAGCCUUCAACAACGACCACGAUGUCAACGACACAACCCUCAACAAUGACUGAGACGUCAACAACACUAUCCUCAACAACGACCAUUUGGGUCGGUGCCAUUGACUACAUAGGUGCCAAUGGUCGACUGUACAGAAUCAGCAACUAUAAUGAGGAACACCCGCCCGCCCUAUCCUUUGACUUUAUCGUAGAGUACUCCUCACUGACCUUUCCGUCUGGUACCUGUUCAUUGGACACCGCUGGUCAGACAAUGUCUACCCGUCCGGUCACUACGGCCUCAUAUCCGACAUCCACACAGUCAAUAUCUACGUCAUCCUCGUCGACUGUGUCACCUUCUCAGUCGUCUACAUUUAUAACGACGGAACAAAGUUCCACUACAGAGGGUGGAAACGGACCGACUUCCACAACCCCAGAGCUGAAUACCAAGUACGAUUAUGGAAGGGUAUUGGAAGACUCCAUUUUGUUCUACGAAGCUCAACGAUCUGGUUUCCUUCCGGUUGAUAACCGCAUACAUUACAGAAAAGACUCCGCCACAUAUGACGGAAGUGACGUAGGCUUGGACUUGACGGGAGGAUGGUAUGAUGCUGGUGAUCACGUGAAGUUUAACUUCCCCAUGGCAGCAUCUACCACCAUUUUGGCGUGGGGACUGUCUGAGUGGAGAGGAGCUUACAUGGCAUCUGGUCAGCUCGGAAGCAUGCUGGAUUCCAUCAAGUGGCCCUUGGACUACUUUCUCAAGUGUUGGAGGGCCUCAUCACAGGAAUACUACGCUCAGGUGGGGAACGGUGGUCUAGACCAUUCUUUCUGGGGUCGUCCGGAGGAAAUGACCAUGCAAAGGCCGUCUUACAAGGUAACUACGUCCAAUCCCGGAAGUGACGUAGCAGCAGAAACUGCCGCAGCUUUAGCUAUUGGAGCUUACGUUUUCAAGCGUGAAGGAAACACUGCUUACGCCAAUGAACUGCUGUCGGCAGCCGAAACUCUAUAUACCUUUGCCAACACGUACAAGGGAAAAUACAGUGAUGCCAUAAAAGAUGCAAGAAACUACUACAACUCACACAGCGGCUAUGACGACGAGCUAUGCUACUCCGCCGCCAUGUUGUACAAGGUCACAGGAAAACUCGAGUACCUCGAACAAGCAGAGACCAUCUUUAUUCAGUCACAAAACAAAAAACCUUGGUCUUUUUCCUGGGACGAUAAGACCGUUGGAUGUCAGGUUCUGUUAUUUGAGGCUACAGGGAAAGCUGUCUACCGGAACCUUGUGGCGUCGUUCUUACAAUCCUACAUGGCCGGCGGUGACGUUCAUCAUACCCCAAAGGGUCUGGCAUGGCGGGACCAGUGGGGCGCCCUCAGAUAUUCAGCCAACUCUGCUUUCAUCGCACUAAUGGCGGCCAAGACUGGGAUAGCUGACAGCCCCGCCCUGGUGACGUCAUACAGAGACUACGCCCGUGGUCAGCUCCAUUACAUGCUCGGGGAGAACGAGAUUAACCGUAGCUACGUCAUUGGCUUUGGUAAUAAUUUCCCGACACAACCUCAUCACAGGUCAAGUUCCUGUGAUGACCUACCGGCACCAUGUAACGACAGUAACCAGUACCGAGCCGGGCCUAGUCCUCAAAUCCUGUACGGAGCUCUUGUGGGCGGUCCUGGCCGGAAUGGACAAUUUACGGACAGACGCAGUGAUUACAUUCAGAAUGAAGUCGCGUGUGACUAUAAUGCCGGAUUCCAAUCUGUCGUGGCAGGUAUCCUGGACCUGGCUCUCCCCUGAAAUGAGAAGUAGUUCUGCCAAUAAUUCAGAAAUGUGAGCAAUGAACAUUUGGACAGCGGAACUCUCAUUUGUUGUGAUAUCUGCUAUAUUAUGUAGAUGAUAACAUGCUAUUUAAUGUUUGUCGACUCGACAUGUACAGUUUAUAUUUUAUUGUAAUAAAAAUAUGAUAGAAG